AUGCCUGGCGGCGCCUGGGCGCUGGCGCUGGUGCUGAUGCUCCUGGCCCCGGGGAAAGGUCAGCAAGGUAGGGGCGCGGGGGCGCCGCCUGGGCCGCAGGAGGAGGGGGCCGACUUCUCGGGUGACACGCGGCGUGUCCCUUUAACUGUAAAACAGCUUCAGGCUGAUCCCUCAGGAGGUGUUCCAGAGGAAGGCAUUGUUAUCAUAGUAGAUGAUAGCUCCAUGCAUGUUAUUGCCCCUGAAGAUGUACCAGUGGAACAACAUGUGGAGAUGGAAGACAGUGCUCAGGAGUGCUCUCCUGGGGGACACCAGUUUCUUCGGAGUCCUUAUAGAAGUGUCCAUUUUGACUCCUUGCAUCUCCAGCAGUCAGCUGUUCAAGACCUGAUAUGUGACCACUCCCUCUCUCCCGGAUGGUAUCGAUUUCUCAUCUUUGACAGACCUGCUGAGAUGCCAACCAAAUGUGUUGAGAUGAACCACUGUGGAACUCAGGCCCCCAUCUGGCUGUCUCUUAGAGAUUCAGAGACACUGCCACCUCCUGGAGAGAUCAAGCAACUGACAGCUUGUGCCACUUGGCAGUUUUUGUUUAGCUCUGCAAAAGAUUGCUGUCUCUUUCAAAUUCCAGUGUCUGUAAGAAACUGUGGGAAAUUUUUUGUGUACUUACUACAGCCUACUCAGGGAUGCAUGGGCUACUGUGCAGAAGCUAUUUCUGAUGCAAAAUUGCACCCAUGUGGCCCUGAUGAAAUUGAAAGCGAAGGUGACUGUGUUCGCCAGCUGUCUGCCUCAUUGCCACCUCCACCCCCAGGAAGGCCAGAGGUUGCGGUGGAGUUGAUUGAGUCCAGACUGUUCUGUAGGUGUGCUUUUGAUGUUUCCCCUACAAACAACUCAGUGGGAUUUCUCAUAGCUUGGUCUAGGCUUUCUUCUCAAGAAAUCAAAGAGGAGCUGAAACAAGAGACCACAGUUCAGGCAUUCUCUCUGCUAGAACUUGAUGGCAUAAACCUCAGACUUGGAGAUAGGAUAUUCUGUAGUGCUUCCAUCUUUUUCUUGGAGAAACCGCAUGUACAAAGUUUAGCCAUCAAAAGCCGAGAAUUUUUUGCAGGCAUUAAGUUACAACCUGAAUUGAGCACUAUAUCAGAAGAUGGGAAAGAAUACCAGUUGAGGAUAGAGAGCACAAUUCCUAUUGUUUGUUAUGAAUUCAGUGAUCUUGAUCAAGAAUGCAAAAUCUCACUAAAACUGAAAACUGUUGAUCAAGGUAAAGAGCACUUAGGCUUGAAUUUGGCACUGUCUUCCUGUCACGUGGACCUUUACCAGACCUCAUCCUGUGCUAAUGGAACCUGUAGCCGUGCUUUUGUGUACUACACUGCUGUAAUGGAUUUUUCUCGCGAUGGUGACAGAAUUACAAACAUUGUAGUGCAGCCUAUAGUUAAUGAGGACUUUCUGUGGAACAACUACAUUCCAAACAGCAUCCAGAUCAGAGUAAAGGAUGUUCCAACUGCUUACUGCUAUUCAUUUACUGACCCACAUAUAAUUACAUUUGAUGGCAGGAUAUAUGACAAUUUCAAGACUGGAACAUUUGUGCUUUAUAAGAGUAUGUCACGUGAUUUUGAAGUCCACGUACGUCAAUGGGACUGCGGAAGCCUUCACUACCCUGUGUCAUGUAACUGUGGUUUUGUUGCCAAAGAGGAAGGUGAUAUAGUUACUUUUGAUAUGUGUAGUGGCCAGCUACAAGAAUCACAGCCAAAUUUAUUUGUAAAGAGCCAACGUGUAACCAGCAACAUCAAGAUAAGUGAAUCUUACUUAGGAAGAAAAGUCACAAUUUGGUUUUCUUCUGGAGCAUUUAUCCGUGCUGAUCUUAGUGAGUGGGGCAUGAGUUUAACAAUCAGAGCCCCUAGUUUAGAUUACAGAAACACUUUGGGACUUUGUGGCACUUUUGAUGAAGACCCAGAAAAUGAUUUCCAUGAUAAAAAUGGAAUUAAAAUCGAUCAAAAUUUUAAUAAUUAUGUUGCUUUUAUUAAUGAAUGGAGGAUUUUACCAGGAAAAAGCAUGUUUGACACAAUGCCAAUUUCUCUGACAUCGCCUGGAAAACUCUCCUAUUGUAGCUGCUCAUUAGACACGGCUUCGUUGUAUCCUUCUUCUAAUCAUCUGGACAGUGUUUCUCAAUCAGAAACUGCUUCAGGUUGCAAAGACCUCAAACAUGUCCGAUUCUCUUCUUUGAUACCAGAACUCGAUGUCACCUCUGAAUAUAUUAAUUCGGAAGCUUUUGUCAGAGGGAUAAACAAGCAUACAUCUGGAGAAAAUCAUUUGAAUUUCUUUCCGCUAGAACAAAAGCAUGUAAACCUAACCAACCAAGACUUAAAUUUACAGAAACAUCCUGCAGAUGAAAAACAAGAUGUACCAAAAUAUUUGAACAAUGAGAGAUAUACACAGGACCAGGGUAGCCACAGCCAAGAAAUAAGGUGGAAUCAACAAAACAGAUGGAAACGGCAAAACUUUUAUGAGUUUCUUCCUUUGUUUGCUUUCCAAAGUCUCAAACAAACUGACCUCGAGGGGUUUGCUUAUUUUUUCCCUGAGGACCAUGCUGAGGAUGUCGACCAGGAGUUUGUCCCCUCGUGGCCCACACCUUCCGGCCUCACUGAAUACAGCACCUUGGCUCUCUGUCAGCACACUCUAGCCAACUCCAGCAUAGGAAGGCUCUGUCUUGCCUUUCUUGGCAAGAGACUAGACAGUGUUAUUGAUAUGUGUGUUAACGAUGUUCUGUUAAAAGAUGAUCCUAGCUGGGCAGAAGCAGGUGUGGCCCUUUUGGAAAAUGAAUGUGAAAACAGGAUUUUGGAAGAGGGGAUAUAUAACACAGAAAAAUACAACAAGUCAAUUGGAGACAUUCUUUCGGUAUUAAAAUGCCCCAAUCUAUGCAGCGGCAAUGGGCAGUGUAUGGAAUGGGGCUGUGCGUGUUUCCCAGGCUUUAGUUCCUACGAUUGUGGUGAUUCACAUGACAAAGCUCCAGAAAUUACAGAACUUGAGAAUGCUGGAUUCUGUGAUGUUCGAAAAUAUAAUUGUAUGAUGGUGAGAGUUUUUGGUAAAGUCUUCAAAGAAUCACCUUCAAUUAAAUGUGAAGUUACUAGACUACAGUAUAAUGGCAGUAAAUGGGUUCCUGGAGAACCCAUGUAUGCACAGACUACAUUUCAAAACAGCAGAACCAUUGAUUGUCAGCUACCCACCCAUGUCCAGCAGUCUGAAACCAUGGAACCGAGAGGUGAGGAACCAAUUGUGAAGUGGCAAUUAAAGGUAUCUAAUGAUGGUCAUAAAUUCAGUAAUCCCAAAAUAAUGAUCAUAUAUGAUGGUGCUUGUCAAGUUUGUGGUCUCUAUAAAAAUGACUCAUGUACUAUAAAGGAAAAUGUUUGCAUUAUUGAUGGACUCUGCUACAUUGAAGGGGAGAAAAAUCCAACCAACCAUUGUUUGAUUUGUAGACCCCAAAUUUCAAAAUUUACUUGGUCAUUUUUAGAAAAUAACCAACCCCCAGUGGUUCAAACACCUCAAGACAAAUUACAGGCAUUUUAUGGAGAAAACUUUGAGUACCAGUUCAUGGCCAUCGAUCCAGAAGGUUCUGACAUCCAUUUUACUUUGGACUCUGGUCCUGAAGGAGCGAGCAUUUCCUCUGCAGGACUUCUUAUGUGGAAAACAGAGUCACAGGCUCCCCAGCAAUUCACUCUGCGCCUUAAUGAUGACUGUGAUGCUGAAACUAGAGUCAGGAUUGAGGUGACUGUGAAGUCGUGUGAUUGCUUAAAUGGUGGAUCAUGUGUAUCUGAUAUGAAAUUUCCUCCAGGGAGUGGAGUUUACCUGUGUGUCUGCUUGCCUGGCUUCCAGGGUGGUCUUUGUGAAGUGGAUGUCAGUGGGUGCCAAUUAAACCCCUGUGGCCUUGGCAAAUGUGUUAGUGGUUUUCACAGUUAUUCUUGUGCUUGUCCACCAGGGCUCAAAGUUGAAACACAGUUUUUAAAUGAAUUUACUAUACAAACUGUGGUUCUCACAGGGUCUGAUAAAAGUGUAACCAAGGAAGAGGAUGGUAAAAAUGCCAAACAGGGGCCGGCCCGUCAUGUUCAGCCAACAAAUGGAAAUGCCUCUACCAUUUGUAGACACCCAUGUGGAAAAAGCAGAGCAUGUGUUGCUCCAAACAUAUGCAAAUGUAAGCCUGGUUAUACUGGUUCUCACUGCCAAACUGCUGUAUGUCAUCCUGAUUGCAAAAACCAUGGAAAAUGUAUUAAGCCUAACAUUUGCGAAUGUCCUCCAGGACUUGGUGGAGCAACCUGUGAUGAAGAAUUUUGCAACCCACCUUGUCAACAUGGUGGCACAUGCUUGGCUGGCAAUCUCUGCACUUGUCCUUAUGGUUUUGUAGGACCAAGGUGUGAAACAAUGGUUUGUAACAGGCACUGUGAAAACGGAGGUAAAUGUCUUACCCCAGAUGUUUGCCAGUGCAAGCCUGGCUGGUAUGGACCCACCUGUAGUACAGCUUUGUGUGACCCUGUUUGCCUCAAUGGUGGUUCCUGUAAUAAGCCAAACACUUGCCUCUGUCCAAAUGGAUUCUUUGGUACACACUGUCAGAAUGCUAUCUGCCACCCUCCCUGUAAGAAUGGUGGCCACUGCAUGAGGAAUAAUGUGUGCAUCUGUCGUGAAGGAUACAUUGGUAGAAGAUGCCAAAAAAGCAUCUGUGAUCCUAUAUGCAUGAAUGGAGGAAGAUGUGUGGGACCAAACAUUUGCUCUUGUCCUUCCGGUUGGAGUGGAAAACAAUGCAACACACCUCUCUGCUUUCAGAAAUGUAAAAAUGGUGGUGAAUGUACUGCUCCCAGCAUAUGCCAUUGUCCUUCCACCUGGGAAGGUGUGCAGUGUCAAAUACCAAUUUGCAAUCAAAAAUGUCGUUAUGGAGGUAGAUGUAUAUUUCCCAAUGUGUGUUCCUGCCGCACUGGAUAUUCUGGAGUCAGAUGUGAAAGGAAAAUACAGGUAAAACACCACUGAGUAACAUCAAGGAUGUGAAUUACAAGUGCUGGGGUGCAGAAAACUGUAACCCCAAAAUAUAGUGCUUUGACAUGGUGGAAUAAAGAAGCAGCCUCAAGGUCUCUCUGACUUCCCC
Galeopterus variegatus (Sunda flying lemur) is the source of this 5116-nucleotide messenger RNA. It is a transcript of the gene VWDE, whose product is annotated as von Willebrand factor D and EGF domains. Bases 1 to 5001 code for a protein of 1666 amino acids. Gene Ontology annotation, biological process: anatomical structure development. Gene Ontology annotation, cellular component: cell surface; extracellular region. Lineage: Eukaryota; Metazoa; Chordata; Mammalia; Dermoptera; Cynocephalidae. Gene Ontology annotation, molecular function: signaling receptor binding. The record is from RefSeq and is a predicted model, not a curated record. The transcript is spliced from 31 exons.